UAGAGGAUAACCAGUUCUGGUUACUUUUGAUGAUCCAGCUGACCACUCAUAAAGGAUUUUUUUUCCUUAAUUGUUCAGGACAAUCUUAAGCGCAUUCAUGCGAGUCACCGCUGCUCAAACUUUGUUGCUACUUUUUCUCUCUGUGGACCGGUACCAGAAUCUCCGGAGUUAACCGCAUCACAUCUGGUGGAAGAGCGACCGGACAGCAGCUGCUUCAAGAUGAAGUGUCAGAGAGUCCUGACUUACCUGAGGAUAUUUGGGACCACUAUGUUCGGCGUGUCCCUUCUGGUGGGCAUCUCCACUGCCUACAUCAUGGGCUAUCAGUUCUUCACCACAGCCCACAAUCACCUAUCCUUUGGCUUGUAUGGCGCCAUCUUGGUCAUCCACCUCAUCAUCCAGAGCCUCUUUGCACUCUUAGAACACCGGAACAUGCGGCGCUCCUUAGAGACGCCCAUCAAACUGAAUAAAUCCUUGGCACUGUGCAUUGCAGCGUAUCAAGAGGACCCAAACUACCUGAGAAAAUGCCUGGUGUCAGUGAAGAGGCUGACAUAUCCCGGGAUCAAGGUGAUCAUGGUGAUUGACGGGAACUCAGACGAUGACUUGUACAUGAUGGAGAUUUUCAAAGAGGUCAUGGGAUGGGACAAAGCGGCCACAUAUGUGUGGCGAAAUAAUUAUCAUAACAGAGGCCCCGAGGAGACUGAUGAGGGCUAUGCUGAGAGCCAGCAGCACGUCUCAAGAAUUGUACUCAACAACAAAUGUGUGUGCAUCAUGCAGAAGUGGGGGGGAAAGAGAGAGGUCAUGUAUACGGCCUUCAAAGCACUGGGGAGGAGCGUGGACUAUGUGCAGGUGUGUGACUCUGACACCAUGCUGGACCCAGCAUCAUCAGUGGAGAUGGUGAAGGUUUUAGAGGAAGACCCUAUGGUGGGAGGCGUUGGAGGAGAUGUGCAGAUCCUGAAUAAAUAUGAGUCAUGGAUCUCCUUCCUGAGCAGCGUCCGGUACUGGAUGGCCUUCAACAUUGAGCGUGCCUGUCAGUCCUACUUCGGCUGUGUACAGUGCAUCAGCGGGCCAUUAGGAAUGUACAGGAACUCCCUGCUGCAUGAAUUUCUUGAGGACUGGUACAAUCAGACCUUCAUGGGAUCCCACUGCAGUUUUGGGGAUGACCGUCAUCUCACGAACAGAGUUCUCAGCCUCGGGUAUGCAACCAAAUACACUGCACGGUCAAAGUGCCUUACCGAGACACCGAUUACAUAUCUGCGAUGGCUCAAUCAACAGACUAGAUGGAGUAAAUCAUAUUUUCGAGAGUGGCUUUACAACUCCAUGUGGUUCCACAAGCAUCAUCUAUGGAUGACUUAUGAAGCUGUGAUUACUGGCUUCUUCCCAUUUUUCCUCAUCGCAACUGCGAUUCAACUCUUCUACCAAGGAAGGCUCUGGAAUAUUUUGUUGUUUCUACUUAUUGUGCAAGCAGUAGCACUGAUUAAGUCAUCGUUCGCCAGCUGCCUCAGAGGCAACAUUGUCAUGGUGUUCAUGUCGUUUUACUCAGUACUGUAUAUGUCAAGCCUGUUGCCCGCCAAAAUGUUUGCAAUAGCAACGAUCAACAAGUCAGGCUGGGGGACCUCUGGGAGGAAAACAGUAGUGGUGAACUUCAUUGGUUUGAUUCCAAUAUCAGUCUGGUUCACCAUCCUCUUCAUCGGGAUUAUAUACACAGCAAUCCAACAAACUAGAAAGCCCUUUCCUGAAACAGAAAAGAUUGUUUUGAUCAUUGGGGCAGUCGUCUAUGCCAGUUACUGGGUCAUACUUUUGACACUUUAUACCGUGCUCAUAAACAAAUGUGGGAAGAGGAGGAAGGAAACACAUUAUGACAUGGUGCUAGACGUAUGACCUACGGACAACAGGCACCAGUUACCACUGAACUUCCUUAGGUUUUUUUCACAGUGUUGUU
This is a messenger RNA of Melanotaenia boesemani (Boeseman's rainbowfish), 1939 nucleotides long. RefSeq names its product hyaluronan synthase 2 (gene has2). NCBI's taxonomy places the organism in Eukaryota, Metazoa, Chordata, Actinopteri, Atheriniformes, Melanotaeniidae. Gene Ontology annotation, molecular function: hyaluronan synthase activity. The transcript has 4 exons. Gene Ontology annotation, biological process: extracellular matrix assembly; hyaluronan biosynthetic process. Bases 220 to 1878 code for a protein of 552 amino acids. The record is from RefSeq and is a predicted model, not a curated record.